Messenger RNA from Mucor velutinosus, 591 nucleotides. RefSeq lists its product as uncharacterized. The transcript has a single exon. Bases 1 to 591 code for a protein of 196 amino acids. The record is from RefSeq and is a predicted model, not a curated record. NCBI's taxonomy places the organism in Eukaryota, Fungi, Mucoromycota, Mucoromycetes, Mucorales, Mucoraceae. Gene Ontology annotation, molecular function: protein binding. Gene Ontology annotation, biological process: protein homooligomerization.
AUGGGUGGGCUACAAAACAAGCAGCAUGGCCACUCCAGGCCUUUAAUUUUCGUUUUUCUCAACGUUGGCGGUAAAGAAUUUAUGUCUACGAGCAAAAACCUCGAAAAAUCCAAAUACCUUAAAGAUCUCAUCAAGAGCAAUAGCGAGAGCUUGGAAGGCAAAAUAGCUCUUUCCAUCAACCGUGAUAGCAACCUAUUCCGGCAAGUGUUAUUCUACUUGAGAACGGGGCUCAUUAUACCUAAUGACGAAGAAGGCGUCAAGCAGCUACUCUCUGAAGCAAAAUUUUAUCAAUGUCAGGAAAUGGUGAAUGCCUUGCAGAUUCAAUUGGAUAAAAUCAGGUUAUCUCAACAAGCUUCAACUAAAAUGGGUCUCGAAUUUAUCGAUUUGAAGAAAAUGUUUGAUCAAGACAAGAGCACAUACACAUUGAUUAAAAAGACAGGCGAUGCAGUGGAAGCAUAUUCUGUAGUCGACUACAUCAAUGUCUUUUCUCGAGAUGAAUACAAGGAUAAGCGAUGUGAGCAUCGAAAAAACGACUGUAGAUGCUAUUAUUACCCCAAGCUGGUUCUUGUGCCUCAGCAAAAGCACUCCUAG